Fusarium verticillioides 7600 is the source of this 1668-nucleotide messenger RNA. RefSeq lists its product as hypothetical. NCBI's taxonomy places the organism in Eukaryota, Fungi, Ascomycota, Sordariomycetes, Hypocreales, Nectriaceae. The record is from RefSeq and is a predicted model, not a curated record. The transcript has 2 exons. Gene Ontology annotation, molecular function: actin binding; small GTPase binding. Gene Ontology annotation, biological process: actin cytoskeleton organization. The coding region runs from base 1 to 1668 and encodes 555 amino acids.
AUGAAUACAAACGACGUAAACAGCUUCGACGCCGGUCGAAGACCACGGCCCAAAUCUUCCAUCCUCGAGGGCUUCAUGCAUCGUCGUCAGGCUUCCACUGAUACCCAUUCAUUCCAAGCCCCGUUUGAUGGCCCUGUCUCUCCUAUACAGCCCAAGAUCAUGGCUUUUGAGAAUUACUCCAAUCCGGGGGCACUGGCAGAGCUACAAUACAACCAGCAAGAGUCCUCCGGACGCUUCUCAAGGCGACAAGACCGAGGCCGAUCACAGUCCCCGACCAAGAGCAGCUUUGGCAACUUCACCAUCAUAACAGCACCCGGCAAAGAAGCCAAAAGCUCGAAAUCUCGCGAUCCCUCGCCCACCAAGCCGAAGCGACCAAAGUCAACAACUAACCUGGCUGGUCUGCUCAAGCCCAAGACGCUGCGAAACUUGGGCAGGUUCGGAUCCGACGACAAUGUCAAUUCAUCCAAGGACAAGGAAAACAGAACUCCCGAAGAACCUGCAGCGGACCCUGCACCGACACCCAUUUAUUCUCAGUUUGCCUCUCGACCGAACAUCGAACCAGCCCAAAGCACACGCCGUAGUAUGGACGAAGCACGGGCACCAAGUGCUCAGGAUCUUUAUAAUGGCAGUCGAGUCGCCGUCAAGGAGCGACCAAAAUCGUACCAUCCCAUGCUGGGAAGAAUGGAACCACCCCCCUCACCAACCAAGGCACGCCCUUCAAAUGAUUCCCGAAAGGGAUCAAAAGACUCAACUGAGGCCAAGAGUAAGAGCGGUCGAGGUAAGGUCUUGAGCGUCUUCACUACAUUCAACCAUAGCCGAUCCAAAUCGACAUCAGUUGUCCCUGAACCGACCGAGGCAGUACUUGACCCUAAGGAUAUUGACAAGCAUCUUGAAGCCAUGUUAGACCGACGAAACAUUCCAGAGAAUCAGAGGUACAAGAUGAGGAACCUGAGCGACACCAUCAAGAUGGAGUUUAUCCGCCAGGACUGGGCCGAAUCACAAGCUUCUCGUACAGAGAGAUCAUGCUCAACAGACAGCGCCAACAGCGGCUUGGUCAUGGAAGCCGGCGCGCAAAAUGAGGAGAAACAGAAGCGAUCACGAGGCAAGAGUUUUACCCUCUCACGAGGAAGAAAGGAAUCAAAGGAGCCAAGCUCUCCCAUCAAAAAGUCAAAGGGCGAAGGGACACUAGGUCGUCAUUUCAGAAGCAAGUCCACCGACAGCGUAGUCAGCGAAGGGCCUCCUGGAUCCAGCGGCUCCGUAUCCAACUCUGGAAUCCUCUCCAAGAUUAAGCUCAACCAAGGCCCAGGCGAUUAUGUGGCCUAUCUCAGAAAGGUUCAAAAACCAGAACUUGUCGAGGUCGGCAAAGUUCACAAGCUACGACUGCUUCUCAGGAACGAGACAGUGGCAUGGAUCGAGGACUUUAUUCAGCAAGGCGGCAUGAAGGAAAUUGUAGGUCUGCUCAACCGCAUCAUGGAGGUUGAAUGGAGGGAGGAGCAUGAAGAUGCACUGCUCCACGAGAAUCUUCUCUGCCUAAAGGCGUUGUCGACGACAGCUCGGGCCAUGCAAUACCUUCACACGAUCCAGAGCGAUCUAUUUCCCAAGCUCCUACAUAUGCUCUUCGACCCAGAGAAGAAGGGUCCCAGCGAGUUACCACUCGUAACAUCAUAA